AUGAAGAGCCAAGACAAUGACGAAGAUGAGGAAGACGAGCCAAAGCUUAAAUACGAGCGACUGGCCGGAACUCUCAGCGAAACCUUGAAAAAGGACGCCGUGAGUUCCAUGUCCGUCUCCGACCGGUUUCUGGCUCUCGGGACACAUUGGGGCGUUGUGCACAUUCUCGAUCUCAUAGGGACGGAGGUCAAGCAGUACCGGUCACACUCAGCCACGAUCAACUCACUGAGCAUUGAUACCAACGGCGAAUAUGUCGCUAGUGCGUCUGAUGAUGGCAAGGUAGUCAUCAACAGCCUCUAUACCUCCGAGAACCAAAUCAUCAACUACAAACGACCGGUCAAAGCGAUCGCCCUAGAGCCUGACUACAGCAAGAAAAGUACGCGACAGUUCGUAUCAGGCGGCAUGGCCGAAGUCCUGAGCAUGUCCGGCAAAGGCUGGUUUGGAACCCGGGACGCGACGAUCAGCUCCGGCGAAGGGCCCAUCUACUCCGUCCUCUGGCGCGAGAAUUUCAUCGCCUGGGCCAACGAAGCCGGCGUCAAAAUCUACGACGUAGCCGCGCAACAAAAAUUCGCCUACGUCGACCGGCCCCCCAACAGCCCACGCGCCGACCUCUUCCGCUGCCACCUCGUCUGGAAAUCCGACACUCAGCUCCUGAUCGGGUGGGCAGACAGCGUCAAACUCUGCGUCAUCAAAGAACGCUCCAAAAUGGACAUCUCGUCGGGCUUACCCUCCCGCUACGUCGAGAUCGUCUGUCAGUUCAGGACCGAAUUCAUCAUCAGCGGCAUAGCGCCCUUCGACACCGACAUCGUCCUCCUCGCCUACAUGGCCGACAUGACCGCCUUCAAAAACGUCGACGUCAUCCAAUCAGGCCCUGCAAAGCGAUCCAAAGCAAAGCCUCCCGAAAUCCACAUCGUCACACCUACCGGCCAAACAGUUGCCACAGACGUCCUCUCCCUCUUCGGCUACGAGCUCUACAAUGCGAACGAUUACAGACUCGAAUACCUCCCGGCGAGUGGCAACCCGGCCGAUAACACCUUUUACAUCGUCUCACCAAAAGACAUUGUCGUCGCGAAACCGCGGGAUCUAGAUGACCACGUCGAGUGGCUCGUCGAACGCAAACGCUAUGAGGAGGCCCUUUUGGCUGCUGAGAGCGCCGGGCCGAACCACGAGGGACGGCUGCAGGUGCAUUCGAUCGUCAGUAUUGGGUUGAAGUACCUGGAAACGCUGCUCGAUGAAGGGCGGUUUGCGGAAGCCGCAGCCAGUUGUCGCAAGAUCCUACGCACUGAUGCGAAAUUGUGGGAAGACUGGAUUGGGAAAUACGCCGCUGCAGGGCAGUUGAACGUUAUCUACACGUAUAUACCCACCCACGACCCGCAGUUGCCGCCGGAACUCUAUACCCGCGUCCUAGACUUUCUGCUGCAUAACGACCUCCCAGCCCUCCGCGCCGUCCUCGACACAUGGCAGGCACAAAUCUACGACGUCGGAGCUAUGGUCACCAGCGUCGAAGAGAUGCUUGCGAAGGACACGGAAAACGACUUGUUGAGGGAUAUCGCCAUACUGCUACAUACCCACUACAAGAAAUUCGACCGCGCGCUCUACUACGCACUCACCCUCCGCCGCCCUGACGCCCUUGACCUCGUCAAACAGCACAACCUGUACGCCUUCGUCCAAAACCACGCCCUCCUAGUCAUGCAGUACGACGACUACGUAGUCACCACCGACCCGCACAUCGCUAACGCACAUCAAGUUGUGGAACAACUGAAACCGACAACAAAGUACCUGCAUAUCUUCCUCGACGCGCUGUUCCGCAGGAAUCGGUUGGAGAAUAGCGAGUUUCAUCCCAUGCAGGUCGGCUUGUAUGCGGAAUACGAUUAUCCCCGCCUCAUGGAGUUUCUAAGGACUAGUAGUUUUUACUCGGUGGAGAAGGCGUAUAAAACCUGCGAGCAGCGCGACCUCGUCCCCGAGAUGGUCUUCCUGCUAGGCAAGAUGGGCGACAAUCGACGGGCGCUGAACUUGAUUAUUUCGCGGUUGGGUGAUGCUAUAGAGUUUGCAAAGGAGCAGAACGAUGAAGAGCUGUGGGAGGAUUUGUUGACUUAUUCUAUGGAUAAACCCAUAUUCAUCGUGGGCCUACUCGAACACCUGGGCUCCCAUAUCAACCCCGUCCGCCUGAUCCGCCGCAUCCCGGACGGGCUGGAGAUUCCGGGACUGAAGGACGCUUUGAUCAAGAUUAUGACUGAUUAUGGGAUCCAGAUGUCCCUCCGCGAAGGCUGCGAAAAGAUCCUUGUCAGCGAUACCGUCUCCCUUCUCGAAACCCUCUACAAAGCGCAGCGGCGCGGCCUCACGUUCACCGAAGAUGUCGCGUGUUCGAUCUGUGAUAUUCCGCUGGAGCGAGCGAGUACGGUCACGCCCGCGGCGGCUAUGGAGGAGGAUGUGGAUGGGGAACUGGAGGUGGAGAAGGCAACGAUUGUCGUGUUUUUCUGUAGGCACGUGGUUCAUAAAGGGUGUUUAAGGGCGCCUGUGGACGAGAUGUCGCAGACCCGGGCGGGUGCGGAUACACCAAGUAAAACAAGCGGCCGCGGGACACCGGUACAAGGAAUCAGCAAACCUCCCACACCCGUCUACCCCCACUACCACCCCCGCGACACAGACCGUGACCUUGCCAUCCGCCGCGUCUACGACCGUCCUUCUCAAAUCUCCACCCCCGCAAAAGCCCAACUUCUCUCCCCGUCCUCUGCAUCUAUACCCACAAUAGCCCUCUCGUCAUUGGCGUCAGAGGGAGCACCACCGAGUAGGAAAACAAGGGUGUUGUCACUGGGAUCCGGGCAUGGGUUUAGGCCGCCGAAACCGGUGCUGGUGUGUCCGAUUUGUAGACGGGAUAAAGGGCCGAGGAGGGGGGUGGGGGUAUGA
Molecule: messenger RNA, 2907 nt
Organism: Fimicolochytrium jonesii
Lineage: Eukaryota; Fungi; Chytridiomycota; Chytridiomycetes; Spizellomycetales; Powellomycetaceae
Exons: 7
Coding region: 1-2907 (968 amino acids)
Biological process (GO): endosomal vesicle fusion; macroautophagy; protein targeting to vacuole
Cellular component (GO): HOPS complex; late endosome
Molecular function (GO): protein binding
Source: RefSeq, a predicted model, not a curated record